UGACUGCACAUGCGAGCGAGGGAUGGAGGAGGAUCGCAUCCUUCAGUUGUAGCUCGGGAUCGGACCCGAUCGGAUGUGUUUAGUCAGUGGCUGCUGCUACACGGAUUUGUAGUGGUGGUGGCCAGGACGAUAAGUGUUGCCCAACUACAAGCUGCUCUUUUCUUCGGGACUUUUUAGAGUUUUGCUUACUCGCUUUUUUUUGAAUUUACCGACGCAAAAGUGUGAAUCGUAUUCCGAAACCAGAUGCAAAGUGUCUUUCGAGUGUAACUGGAAUUCUGACUAUCAUUCAUGUCUCGCCAAGUGACUUGUAGUGUUCUCUGUAAUUACUGUCAUUUAGUGAAACAGUUCUCGGAUGCUCUUUGCAACUAUAAUGAAGACUGGAUCUGUGUUGAACGCCACGUUAAAACUUUAAAGUGCUUGCCAUAGAUUUGUGAAGAAAGAGCGAGUUAAAAAUCGUAGUUCCGACAUCUAGAAGACGAGGCGGCUAUCAGUUCAAAACAUUGAAAACGGGUUUUGAGUUGUCUCGUAGGGGCCACUAAGGAAAUCAUGGCGGGUCAAGGUCGAGUCGAUGCUGCAAGACAACUUCGCAACUUCGUUCUGAUCCUCACAGCUACCUCGCUCAAGGUCGUCGUUGCUCAGGGCAUCGUUGACCCUAGGUGUGGCGCGCCCUUCGGCAAUUUCCCUGACCCUGGCCACUGCAACCGCUACAUCUCGUGCUGGGGCGGCAGAGGCUUCUCCCAGAGCUGCGGCAGCAACCUUGUCUUUCAUCCGGUCACGAGGAGCUGCCAGUCCGGAUCUACUUGUCCAGGAGAGGGGGUGCAGGCCCCAGACUCUGGACAGAAGCUUCGACUGAGCAGCGGCGAAGGGCCAUGGGCGGGUCAACUAAACGUCAAGUAUGGGGGCGAAUGGGCGUUUGUAGAUGCCCGUGGAUGGUCCCACGACCUCGGGGAGCUCGUCUGCAAGCAGCUCGGUUUCGAUGGGUACGAGAGUGGGCAGGGUAUGGUACCCACGAAUCGGGGAACCUCCCAGAUCCUUCAGCUGGGGUGCCCGAGAUCUGCAAACUCCAUCCUACAAUGCAGCCUGAAUAGUUGCAACACCUGCCUUCAGUCCUCCAAAGUCGUUACUAUCAGAUGCAGGAGGCCCCCAACGUCCCGGUGCCCAAACCCGAAGGUUGGGGCCACGCAGCAGCGGGGCUGGGAGCGAUGGAAGAACGAUUGCUACCUCGUCCUCGACGACUACAGGGCGUCUCGAGACUUAGCUCGGAGUAUGUGCCGAGAGCGAGGUGGCGAACUCAUGUCGAUAGGUAGUCAGGAGGAGCAUGAAUAUAUAUCAGAACUCCUGACCACGAAAACAACUAGUAACAGUCUCGAGUACUACACUGAUGGUGCGGGCGCCAAGGUGGGCGGUCUCAGUCUGUGGAUUUGGGAGGCGUUGCGUAACAACAUUAGACACAAUGGGUGGUGGCCAGGUUGGAACAACUCCCGAUCGACGGUCUCGGCGCCUCCUCCUGGGAACUCUCCUUCGUGUCUGGUUCUGAAGAAGUCGUUUCCUGUGACGUCGUCUCCGUCCUCCAAUAUGGACGCCGGAUUCUACUACUUCCAGGGCGUCGACUGCAAUCUCAAUCGGCCCUUCAUCUGUAAGGGCGCCCUGGAGGAUGCUGGCUGCUACGUGGGUGAUGGCCGAACAUACUCGGGAAAGGCCGACGUUACCACUUCCGGUCGGACCUGCUUGAGCUGGGAUGACCCGCAAAUCAACUCCCUUCAGGGGCUCGACCAGAGGGCCCGGAACUUUGAUCUGGGCCUCCUGGGGCCGCACAACUUCUGCAGGAAUCCCGACAGGUCUCGGUCCCCGUGGUGUUACGUGGCGCCCCAGUUGGCCGAGUUUUGCGACCUGCCGUCGUGUGGGGACGGCGGCGGCGGCGAUUCUCUGACUUCCGGCUCCUCUUCCUCUCCCCUUGUUACAGGAUCGAGGAUUUCAACUCUACUGAGACCCUUAAACAGUCCCAACAGCAUCCCGUCGACGACAACAACGAGGACCACAACCACCACAGCGAAACUGAGAUGUGCUUCCAGCGAAUACACUUGCGAGAGUGGAGGCAAGUGCCUUUCUCAGUCGCAGGUGUGUGACGGAGACAGACAGUGUCCUACCGGUGAUGAUGAACACCUGUGCAAGCGUUACCUUCAGGAGUUCGAAGCCCACCAGAAGAAGACGCUGAUCAUAACCCAGACGCUUCUGCAACUCCCAAGGGAAGACGCUGGGGUUUGUGCCAAACGCUGCAUCGACAACAACCAGUGCAGAGGAUUCGUUUACGAUGAGCUGACGAAGAAGUGCACCUUGACGUCCACCGACGUAGCCUCGUCCGGCCUCCUGUCCUCGAGUCAGAACGUCUUCUACGAGCUACGUUCCCGCCGCAGCAACUGCGGCGUCCGCUUCAAGUGCAGCAACGAACGGUGCGUCGACCGUAACGACGUCUGCAACGGGAACAACGACUGCGGCGAUAAUUCCGACGAAGGGCAGUGCCAGACGUCCCUGAAAUACGAGACCAAGUUGGUCGGGGGGUCGGGAAGCCACGAAGGGAACGUGCAGAUAAAGGUGGGUGACGAGUGGGGCUUCAUUUGCGACGACAAAUUCGGCUUCGAGGAAGCAGAUCUCCUCUGCCGAGGGCUUGGCUUCCAGGGGGCGUUGACCUUCACUCGAAAUAAUAAGUUCGGCUUCAACGAUAACAUCCAGCGACGUAGCACACCCAAGUUCUGGCUGGACGAAGUCUCUUGCACUGGAACGGAGCAAAGUUUCUUCGACUGCCCCGCCAGUAGUUUGGGAGUUCACGAUUGUGGGCCUACAGAGAUAGCGGGCGUUGUCUGCAGGUCAGGCAACACGGUCUGCAGCAACGACCAGUUCCAGUGCGGUCAGGCCCGUCUGCACACCUGCAUCCCGAGGAGCAACGUUUGUGACGGCGCCAAGGACUGUUUUGAUGGCAGCGACGAGGCACCGGAACUAUGCGACGACGUAGGCGUCACGCGCCUGGAGAACACCCUGUCCUCGCUGCGUGGCACUGUCUCUGGCACGGUCUUCGUCAAGCACAAGGACAAAUGGGGCACGGUGUGUGACGACGCCUUCGACGAGAACCACGCCAAGGUCAUUUGCCGAAGCCUGGGUUACGAUAACGGGUGGGCGGUGCCGUAUCCCAGAGCCUUCUUUGGUCGAGGGCGCGGUGAAAUUCUUAUGGAUGAGGCUGGAUGCAAGGGUAGAGAAAGCUGGAUCGGAGAGUGUCCUGGAGCCGUUUGGGGCGUGAGCGAUUGUGAUCACGCGGAAGACGUCGGCGUCCUUUGCUCUGAUCCGGUCGAAGUUCGGUUGGUGGGAGGCCCCACCUCCAAUUCAGGUCGCGUGGAGGUCAAAAUCUCUGGCGUCUGGGGAACAAUUUGCGACGACGACUUCGACGAUUAUGAUGCGCAGGUCGUGUGCAGCAUGUUAGGAUACAGGGGAGACGCCAUUGCCCACAAAAAUGCCAGGCACGGAAAGGGCUCCGGUCCAAUAUGGCUGGAAAAUCUGGAUUGCACCAGCAAGGAAACAGACUUGAAAACCUGCAAGAAAUCUCCGCCAGGCUCUUCGGAUUGCACGCACUCGGAAGAUGCGUCCGUCACGUGUUAUAAUACCAGAAGAGGGUCAAUAGACAAAGGAUUGCAGACGAUCCUUCCGGACGGUUGCGGUCGUAGAACGGACUCCUCUUCAUCUUUCCUUCUGGACAACUUCGCCAAGAUCGUCGGAGGCUCGUCUCAACAGCCUUUGGAUCACCCCUGGCUGGUUUCCCUGCAGCUACGAGAAGACGGUAAACUAAAGCACAACUGCGGUGGCGUAGUCAUCGCAGAAGACUACGUUCUGACAGCAGCUCAUUGCUUCAAGAUCCACGGCAGACAAAGUUAUGUCAUACGAGUUGGCGAUUACAAAAUGAAUACGCGAGAGGAUGAACAGGAGGAUUUCCAAAUUGAAAAGUUAUGGGUCCACGAUGAAUUCGAUACUACCGUGGAGUUCAACAACGACUUAGCCAUCCUUAAGGUCGCCAGGAAAAAUGGAAGGGGAAUCAGAUUCAGCAGAUCUGUGCAACCUGUCUGCCUGCCUAGCGAGACCUCCAGCUACACCUCAUUGCAAGAAUGCUCAAUAUCCGGAUGGGGAACGACCUCUGAGAGAGCCCCGCCCGUGCCGCAGAACAUUCCAAGAUCCGGCGAGGUGAACAUAUACGAUAUGUCAACGUGUACCGGACCGGAUAGAUACGGCUCAUUCGAAGUGACGUCAGGGAUGGUGUGUGCUGGGCACUUGGACGGCCGGAUUGACACUUGCACCGGUGAUUCAGGAGGACCUUUGACCUGCAAGGAUGGCGGUAGGUAUGUCCUCUACGGCAUUACGUCUUGGGGCAAAGGCUGUGGGAGACGAGGUCAGCCUGGCAUGUACACCAAGAUCACCAAGUUCCUCAGAUGGAUCCAUGAUACCAUCGUCUGAUUUAGUCUCCUGCAGCAUCUUUGAACUUCAGCCAUAUAUCCCUUCAAGAUCCUUGGCGCAAACAGCUCCAUUCGUUUCACUGGAUUUCCCUGAUAUAGCUGCGGGAGCCCUGUGGAAUUUGCCGUAAAUGAUGAGUGUGAAGUACCCGGUAUAUGAACGUAGUAGUAAGACUUAGUUGAUCUCAAGAAAGAAAAUGAACGAGUACUGGGCAUUGUAAGGGGUGGAAGAUGAUUUAUCAAAUAGGUCAUCCCUUCUUCCACCAGUGACAACAGCUGGAGUCCGUGAAACGCUGAAAGCUGCCACCUGAUACACAAAGGCUUUUCCCUCUUCCUGUGUAAAGCAGUCUUUAAAACGAAGGUGCAACGUGUUUACGAGAAAUAUUUGACAACCUAAUAUUGUCGUACUUUCUGAUGAUACUGACGUUUCGCGAAAAAAUUGAAUUCUCUUGACUAGUGUUCAAUUUCGUCUGACAUUUUCAAGUGAGGUCUCCGUAAGAAAGAUAUAUGAAAAAGAUAAUAGCAUCUCAGUUUGAACCUAUACUUUAGUUACUUGUGUUUUUAUUAAAUAAAAACAAGGGAAGUAUAAUUUUGAAUGUUGUAUACGAAAACAUUCAGUGUCUUUAGUCAGGUGCUUGUAAAACGUGCAUUUCAUUCGAGUGAUCAGUGAUAAGAUGCAAUUACAAUUGCGUCGUUUUAGUUUAAAAUAUCAGUGCCACUUUUUGAACCGAUGUUAUUUAUUUUAUUACAUAAUUUUCUGGAAGGUGUACCCGUGUCGUUGCUUGUCAGAUUUGUUUGUUGGAUAACAUGGAAAAAUGUUUUUAUUUUUUUUAUUUACAAAACUAUAAUGAGCAGUUGUUGGUAUCUGGCAUUUACAUUCAUUUUCUUCUGUAUUUUCAUAUAACCUCUUUGGUACGAAAACGAAACCUAAAGAUACAGAGCGGUGGUAAGUAGUCGUCAUGAUUAUCCAGCAAACAAUUGCAGCAAAAUGUAACACGAACUUGGAUUUGCAACCGAGACCGCAUCUAGGUAAGAAAGGCAGCGCAUGACAGCUUUCAUGACAGCUACCGUAUUCACCGGAGAGAUCCCAAGGGCAUUUCAUUUAUCUAAUGGGCAUUUUAAACAGGCAUUUAAGAAAUAUCGUUUCCCAAAGAUUCCAGUGCUCUUGAUGUACUUCUGGAUGUGAUAAUUAUUGACACAUUUUAACGACGUUGGUAAAAAUAGUAACUCAAGACACGCGUGAGAAGAGCAUCUCAGUGGAACGUUGUACUACAUUUAAGAACGAUGAUUUACCGCAAAAAUUAAUCUUUAUUUCGAAGUGAUGUAAACUGUGAUGUUAUUCAGGAUCAGUCAUAUCUCAUCCAAACUUGUUCUAUUGUUCUCUGGAAGAUUUAGUUUGCUUAUAAAUUGCCUAAAGGUGUUUCCAUUCUUUCAUCGAUUUCAGUGUUUGUCGUUGUACGUAUCUGUUUCUUCCAAUGGCCAUACUACACCUCUUGUCAUCACAUGCUGAGUCAUUGUUACGUCACCCAGUGUCCAUAAUCGCUGGCCAGUAACUCAUCGGGUCUUAGGAAGCCUUUGUCUUGACCCAGUGUUUCUCAUUUUCGUUUCCUUGUUUUAUUGUUUUAGUUUACGGUUUGCUCAUUUUGAAUGUGAAUUUCAUCAAAAGUCACUUUCAUCCGUGUGAUCAUGAAGGUUAAUUAAUUUUGUUAAUUUGUUAUAAAACACAGUGCUGUAGAUGAGAGCACUUUCUCUUUUUUUUUAAUUGAGGAAUGUAUUGUGACUUAAAGACAGUGCAUUGGUGUGCUACGUGUCGUAAUGAAUUAUAUAAUCUUUCCACCCUUCUCGGUGCUCCAUGAUGGGAUGGAGGUCAUGUCUCAAGGAUGGAAACUGGAUUAUCUGUCCAUCUCUAAGGUGCAUUUAUUCGUCUUCGAUUUCCUUGAACUGGGAUUAGCUAAUCAUAAUGUUUAAUACGUAAGAAUCCACAGUUAUGUAUAUAUGAGGACGGCUGUAUUUUUCAAAAUACAUAAUUGCGGAUUUUCACUAAUUAUUUCGGGUCACAGUAUAGUGAUGCACCAUAGAUUAUCAUAUAUUUCUUUGGUGUAGCUAAUUUAUGCGUUUCUUUCUAUUGCAAACUGGGACGUAUGACCUGGAACUUCCUUCCAUAACCAUGUGUCAUUUUCAUGUUAUUCUCAAAGUCAUUCAUUUAUAUUUUUGCUUUUUAUUCUGCUUAUGGAUCUCCUUAACUACCAUGGAAAAUGGCUUCCGUCUCUCUCUCUCUCUCUCUCUCUCUCUCUCUCUCUCUCUCUCUCUCUCUCUCUCUCUCUCUCGUUGGCAUUAGUUUGCAAAAUCUUUUCACCAGUACAUCAUCUCACUUACUACGUGAUAUUCACUACAUUCUUAGGAGUUCCGUCUUCACAAUUAUUGACUUUGUUAAGCGUAGGAUGUAAGGUUUCUUGUUAUGUAAUAACAAGAUGGAAUAUUAAAGUAACACGGUGGUCCAUGUGUGGGAUUUAGUUAUGCCUCGAAGGUAUUAAAACUGAAAGUUUUAUUCAUAUCGUGGAAUACUGUUUAAGGAUUCCCAGUAUGUGUUUGUGUGUGCAUUUGUGAAAUUGUGUAGGACUGUGAUUGUAACGUUGGAGUGAUAAUACAUUUCAAAAGACGCUAGUAGUUGGUUAAAGCUCGAAAGAGGAUUUGUUAAAUAUGAUAUUUCUUUGAUUUAGUGGACUUUGUCAGCAAGACGUCCCGGAUUCUACAGCCUCAAAGGAAAAUACUCAUUGUUAUUGAAGAUUGUGCUGACAGAAAGAAAGCAUUUUAAAAUAUAUUUGUUGUUAACCAUCUUGUAAAGAAAAUGCAGAUUCUUGUUGGAAAUUGGUCAUUGAUCCUGAAAUGUGUGCCAUUAUUUGAUGACUGGUAAAUUUUUUUUCCACUAGGUGAACGGAGAUAUGGGUACUCAUUCCAUCAUUAAUGUUAUGAAUGUAUAGUUAUGUGAAAAAUUGUAGAAGAACAGACUGCAGUUGGAGCUGAGAAAAUGACAUGGAUAACUAGCCUGUGAUAUACUGUAUUAUACUGAACGGGUUAUUCUGCGCUAAUAAGAUGACAUUUCGUAUCCCUAGACUCUUCUUUUAUAAAAGUACGACUUUAGCGCAGACAACUUAAGAAAUCCGAAGUACGGCAGUCUCGCGUAAUGACCUAUGGAUUACGUGACGAACAGACUUGUACGUUGGCUUAAAAGGAUGUCAUAAAUUGCAUUUUCAGCUCAUUCAGAGAGAUAUCAUAAGAAAAGACAGUGUAGGGGACCAUGACUCAACGUAAUACUGUGUUUAGGAUAGAAUGUGUAAGAUGAAGCUAUGGAGACAGAGAGCAAACAGCAGCGCCUGACACCAGGUAGGAUGACUGGCCCAGGCCAAGCAGACAGGAAAAGAGAGAGAUGAAAAUGAGUGAUUUAGAAAGGUCAUUCAUUUCUGGAUGUCUGUCAAACAGACGCGUUAGCAGUAGAUAGAAGGUAGGUAUUCAGACGUCAGAAUAUGAUUAACAUAAUAGCACUGACUGAUAAUCCGCAGACAGCAACUACGAAGAAACAUAUUUAAAAAUCAGUCACAUUUCAAGGGAAUUUUUGGAAAGAGAAUCGUCCAUGCUGCGAAAGUUGUGCAUAAUUUUCCAAAUGUUAUAUUUUUUGAAUGGGACGCUCUCAGAACUUUGUCUCUGACCAGGAAAAUCAGCCGAUCUAACUACUUUAAUAUAGAAAGAAAGUGAUCACAAUCGCAUUUCUUCUGUGCAAAGAAAGCGAAGUUUUAUUUCAUGCCAUUCACUGACCAGUUUAUUAUGGUGAAAUUUAAACUGCAGGGGCACACAAUGAACGCAACUCUUAACCCCGACCAUAACGGCCACUCAACAGAAUGAACUAACUGCUCCUCUGAGGAAUGAGAAGAAACGAGCUCAUUCUGCCACAAGUCUCAGUUGCUCAGCCAUUAAGAGCUCUCAGGUUUACUCAACACGAGCAUUUUCUUUUCUCCCAAGGGCAUUUAAGUGGACAUUUAAUUAAAGGACAUUGAAUGAAUAAACUUUGGGCAUUUUGAAAGUUUACAAGGUUUGUGUGGCCCCCAUACUUGUCGUGGUUAUUGUAGCUUAGUGCAUUUGUUAUGUCGAACGA
Molecule: messenger RNA, 8640 nt
Organism: Macrobrachium nipponense
Lineage: Eukaryota; Metazoa; Arthropoda; Malacostraca; Decapoda; Palaemonidae
Biological process (GO): proteolysis
Cellular component (GO): membrane; extracellular region
Molecular function (GO): protein binding; chitin binding; serine-type endopeptidase activity
Source: RefSeq, a predicted model, not a curated record